AUGACGACGGAUAAGCCAAAAAACCUGUCAGAAUCUACCCCAAGAGAAACCGGGCUACAAAGACAACUUGACGGAUUACAUAGUCAAGUGACCAACCUAUUCAAGGCUUGGGAAGCCGCUCAAAACCUUGAGCUUUCCCCUAAAGUCCAGAGCGUGGAAGAACAGCCAGACGAACGUUUAGAACUUCCGGAACAAUGUCAGGAAGAGGGCACCCGAAAAACGCAAGAGGUCCUGAUUCAUGGGGCAGCAGGUGACAUUCCGAAGCCAGAACUCGACAGCAGAAGAUUAGGAGAGCCCAUGGAAACCGUUCCUGCCUUACUACCUCGGCAAGAUCAAACAAUCCAUGUCAUAUCUGGAGGGUUAGCAACAAGCGACAUGAACCAUUCAGAAAAGGCACCUGGGGGUAUAGUAGACAGCGGAAGCUCCGGCAACAUCAUCUUCCGUACUGCGUACCAAAGCCUGGGACUAAAGUAUGGUACCCUGAUAAAGAAGAUAAUCCCGCUCGUGGGGUUCAGCGGAGAAGUUAAGCAUACCGAAGGAGAAAUCAUUCUCCCAGUCUACGCCGAAGGAGUCAGUAUGCAAACCAGAUUCCUAAUCGUCGAUUGCCAGUCACCCUAUAAAAUCAUCCUCGGGAGGUCUUGA
Brassica oleracea var. oleracea is the source of this 642-nucleotide messenger RNA. RefSeq lists its product as uncharacterized. The transcript is spliced from 3 exons. The record is from RefSeq and is a predicted model, not a curated record. Lineage: Eukaryota; Viridiplantae; Streptophyta; Magnoliopsida; Brassicales; Brassicaceae. The coding region runs from base 1 to 642 and encodes 213 amino acids.